GGCAGGAAAGGAAGCUAGAAAAGGAGGGAGAGCAAAAAAAAAGCAAAAAGAGAGAGAGUUAAAAAAAAGAGAGACAGAGAUCGAGAUCGAGAGAGAGGGAGAGAGAGUAGAGGUCGGUUCUCUGCCUGACUAAACCUCGACUGAAGAAAAUGCAUCCCAACUUUGCUGGCACCUGGAAAAUGAGGAGCAGUGAGAAUUUUGAUGAACUUCUCAAAGCCCUGGGCGUGAACGCCAUGCUGAGGAAGGUGGCCGGGGCGGCUGCUGCCAAGCCUCACGUGGAGAUCCGGCAGGACGGAGAGAAGUUCUACAUCAAGACGUCCACUUCGGUGCGGACCACGGAGAUCAACUUCCACGUCGGCGAGGAGUUUGACGAGGAGACCGUGGAUGGCAGGAAGUGUAAGAGUUUGCCCAUCUGGGAGACGGAGAACAAGAUUUACUGCAAGCAGACGCUCGUGGACGGCGACGGCCCCAAGACGUACUGGUCCAGGGAGCUGAAGGGGGAUGAACUCAUACUGACGUUCGGAGCAGACGACGUGGUGUGCACACGGAUCUACGUGCGGGAAUGAAGCCGCAGACGUCAUCGGCCAGUCGUAACGCGUCACUAGACGUCCGAAGAAUCCAAAUGAUCAACGAAGCAAUCCGACAGUCCUUCAGAUUUUACUGUUCUGUAGGAUCUGAGCUACAUGUUCACUCAUCUCCAGCGUCUUGUUACUGGCCAGACGUCCAUUUGUGUCCUUUCUGUGGUUCUGUGAUAAGAGUUUGAUCCACUUUUAAACUUGUCCAGUGUGUGUUUUUUUGGCUGUGCGGUUUAGUGGUAUUGCAUACACACACACACACACACACACACACACACACACACACACACAGAGGAAUAAAAUUGCAACACAUAUGCAGAACGAUUGGAAAACUCCCACCCACAUUUCAUAAAAUUUAAUUCCAUUCUUUUUUUCCUGGCUAAUAAUAAAAAUAAAUAAAUAAAA
Messenger RNA from Silurus meridionalis, 980 nucleotides. RefSeq names its product cellular retinoic acid binding protein 1a (gene crabp1a). Gene Ontology annotation, molecular function: fatty acid binding. Gene Ontology annotation, biological process: fatty acid transport. The record is from RefSeq and is a predicted model, not a curated record. NCBI's taxonomy places the organism in Eukaryota, Metazoa, Chordata, Actinopteri, Siluriformes, Siluridae. Bases 150 to 566 code for a protein of 138 amino acids. The transcript has 4 exons. Gene Ontology annotation, cellular component: cytosol; nucleus.